Urocitellus parryii (Arctic ground squirrel) is the source of this 1857-nucleotide messenger RNA. RefSeq names its product brain enriched guanylate kinase associated (gene Begain). Gene Ontology annotation, cellular component: synapse. The record is from RefSeq and is a predicted model, not a curated record. NCBI's taxonomy places the organism in Eukaryota, Metazoa, Chordata, Mammalia, Rodentia, Sciuridae.
AUGCACCCACGGCACACGUCAGCUGGUCAGCUGCCCGCGUGGCCCGGCUGCCCGCUCAGUGCGCGGCCGGCCACCGCGGCAUGUCGUUGCAGUGCGCUGCAGGAGCAGAAGGGAGAGUUGCGCAAGCGGCUGUCCUACACCACGCACAAGCUGGAGAAGCUGGAGACGGAGUUCGACUCCACGCGCCACUACCUGGAGAUCGAGCUGCGGCGCGCGCAGGAGGAGCUAGAGAAGGUCACCGAGAAGCUUCGCAGGAUUCAGAGCAACUACCUGGCACUGCAGAGAAUCAACCAGGAGCUGGAGGGCAAGCUGUACCGCAUGGGCCAGCACUAUGAGGAAGAGAAGCGUGCACUGAGCCAUGAGAUUGUCGCCCUCAACAGUCACCUCCUGGAGGCCAAGGUGACCAUCGACAAGCUGUCAGAGGACAACGAGCUCUAUAGGAAGGACUGCAAUCUAGCGGCCCAGCUGCUGCAGUGCAGCCAGACCUACGGCAGGGUCCAUAAGGUGUCCGAGCUGCCCUCGGACUUCCAGGAGCGCGUGAGCCUGCACAUGGAGAAGCUCGGCUGCAGCCUGCCCUCCCAGCUCUGCCACCCGGCCUACGCCGACAGCGUCCCCACCUGCGUCAUCGCCAAGGUGCUGGAGAAGCCUGACCCUGCCAGCCUGUCCUCCCACCUGUCAGAUGCCUCAGCCCGUGACCUGGCCUUCCGCGAUGGGGUGGAGAAGCAGGCCCCGCGGCCCCCAUACAAAGGAGACAUCUACUGCAGCGACACAGCCCUCUACUGCCCGGAAGAACGGCGGCGUGACCGGCGACCCAGCGUGGACGCACCCGUGACAGAUGUGAGCUUCCUGCGGGCCCAGAACUCCACGGACAGUGCUGCAGAGGAGGAAGAGGAGGCCGAGGCAGCGGCCUUCCCCGCUGGCUUCCGGCGCGAGGCCUUCCCGGGCUACGCGGGCUCGCUGCCCACGUCCAGCUCCUACUCCAGCUUCAGUGCCACAUCGGAGGAGAAGGAGCACGCGCAGGCCAGCACGCUCACCGCCUCUCAGCAGGCCAUCUACCUGAAUAGCCGCGACGAGCUCUUCAACCGCAAGCCGCCUGCUGCCACCUACGAGGGCAGCCCUCGCUUCGCCAAGGCUGCGGCCGCGGUGGCAGCCCCACUGGAGGCUGAGGUGGCCCCAGGAUUCAGACGGACAGUGUCUCCUUACCCAGCAGAGUCCUUCCGCUUCCCAGCCACCCCGGGCCCCCAGCAGGCCCUGAUGCCCCCAAACCUAUGGAGCCUGCGGGCCAAGCCGGGGUCCGCCCGGCUCCCUGGAGAAGACAUUCGGGGUCAGUGGCGGCCCCUGAGCGUAGAGGACAUUGGUGCCUACUCCUAUCCAACCAGCACCGCGGGCCGGGCCUCGCCCUGCAGCUUCUCCGAACGCUACUACGGUGGCAGCGGGGGCAGCCCAGGCCAGAAGGCUGAGGGCCACGCCAGCCCCCUCUAUGCCACCUACAAGGCCGACAGCUUCUCGGAGGGCGACGACCUCUCCCAGGGUCACCUGGCAGAGCCCUGCUUCCUGCGGGCAGGUGGCGACCUGAGCCUCAGCCCCAGCCGAUCUGCCGACCCGCUCCCUGGCUAUGCGCCCAGCGAGGGAGACAGGGACCGGCUGGGGGUGCAGCUGUGUGGAGCUGGCAGCAGCCCUGAGCCUGAGCACGGCUCCAGGGACUCCUUGGAGCCCAGCUCCAUGGAGGCUUCGCCAGAAAUGCACCCUGCCGCCCGCCUCAGCCCCCAGCAGGCCUUCCCGAGGACUGGUGGCUCGGGGCUGAGCCGCAAGGACAGCCUCACGAAAGCCCAGCUCUACGGAACCUUGCUCAACUGA